Molecule: messenger RNA, 1086 nt
Organism: Fibroporia radiculosa
Lineage: Eukaryota; Fungi; Basidiomycota; Agaricomycetes; Polyporales; Fibroporiaceae
Exons: 4
Coding region: 1-1086 (361 amino acids)
Biological process (GO): formation of cytoplasmic translation initiation complex; translational initiation; formation of translation preinitiation complex
Cellular component (GO): eukaryotic translation initiation factor 2 complex
Molecular function (GO): translation initiation factor binding; mRNA binding; translation initiation factor activity
Source: RefSeq, a predicted model, not a curated record
AUGGCGUCCGAAGAACCUUUGUUCGACUCAUCCUUGAAGAAACGUAAGAAAAAGCAGGUCGCUUUUUCAGAAGACCCCCUCGGUGCUGAUGCCGACCCUACGAUGCCUGCGCCCGCAAUCAUCGACAACCACACCACCGAUGGCGAUGCCGUGGAUAUGGGCCCGACUACUAUGCAUGAGCAAAUGAAGCAGAACGGGACCACAGAAGAGGGCGAGGGUGAACCGAUUGAGAAGAAGGAGGAGGAGGAGGACUUCAAGGGCAUGUUCGGCGAUAUUAAGAAGAAAAAGAAGAAAAAGGAUAUUCCUAUGGAUCUUCCAGAGGACAACCUUGGGGUCUCGGCACCAGCGCCGGCCGCGACUGGAGAUAUGGACUUCUCCGAUCUCAAGAAAAAGAAAAAGUCAUCAAAGAAGAAGGCGACGCUUGAUAUGGAGGCGUUUGAGAAGGAAUUAAACGAUGCAAAGGUAAAAGAUGUCGAAGAUGAGGAGGGCGGGGAAGAUGCGCUCGCGGAGAUCGACGAGGCGGAGCUGGGGGAUGACCCCUUCGUUCGGACGGAGAGUGCCAUCACCUUAGAUUCUGGCACCGAGCCAUGGCUUGGGAGCGAUCGCGACUACAUGUACCCAGAGUUGUUGCAGCGAUUCUACGCCCAAUUACACGCAUCGAACCCCGCCCUACUCAACGUCGCUGGGAAACGAUACACGAUCUCGCCUCCUCAAAUCAUGCGUGAUGGGAACAAGAAAACGGUUUUUGCAAACGUAUCAGACAUCUGCAGGCGAAUGCACCGGCAACCGGAGCAUGUCAUCCAGUAUAUGUUUGCUGAACUAGGUACCACUGGAUCUGUGGAUGGAUCCGCUCGUCUGGUAAUCAGGGGACGAUUCCAACAAAAACAGAUCGAGCAAGUCUUGCGUCGAUAUAUCGCGGAAUAUGUAACGUGUAAGACGUGCAAAUCACCAGACACUCUUCUCACGAAGGAGAAUCGUAUCUUCUUCAUGUCGUGCGAGUCAUGUGGAUCGCGACGAUCCGUUAACACGAUCAAGACAGGUUUCCAGGCCCAGGUAGGGAAACGGAGCAAGAACAAGACCGGUUGA